This is a messenger RNA of Fusarium falciforme, 1011 nucleotides long. RefSeq names its product Asparaginase. Gene Ontology annotation, molecular function: asparaginase activity. The transcript has a single exon. Lineage: Eukaryota; Fungi; Ascomycota; Sordariomycetes; Hypocreales; Nectriaceae. Bases 1 to 1011 code for a protein of 336 amino acids. The record is from RefSeq and is a predicted model, not a curated record.
AUGCCUACCAAGGGCACAGUCAUCAUCUACGCCACCGGCGGUACCAUUGCCGGUGCUGCCCCCAGCAGCACAUCCACAGCCAUGUACCAGUCCGGCGCUCUCAGGGUCGACGAGUUGAUCCGGGGGCUUCCCGAGCUAGAACAUGUUGCUGAGAUUACUAGCCAGCAGAUCUGCAACUUGGGGAGUCCCGAUCUAAACUCGGAGAUACUAAUCAGUCUGUCUCAGCAGAUUGAAAGGGAUCUCAUGGAUGAUUCCGUUUCUGGCGUUGUCGUUACUCAUGGGACGGAUACGAUUGAGGAGACGGCUUUUUUUCUCGACUUGACUAUCAAGUCUGACAAGCCAGUUGUUCUUGUCGGUUCUAUGCGGCCUGCUUCGUCGCUUAGUCCCGAUGGACCCAUGAACCUCCUCGAGGCUGUUCGUCUAGCGAGCUGUAAAGAUGCCAAAGGACGUGGCACAAUGAUUGUCCUCAACGAUCGCAUCUGUUCCGCUAGGUUCACGACAAAGAUCAACGCCAACAGGGUUGAUGCCUUCAAGGCUGGUGACCAAGGGUACCUGGGGACCUUUGAGAACUCGAUGCCCAACUUCUUCUACCCGCCCGUUAGGGCAAACUGCUGGCGCCACUUUGACAUUUGUCGUUUAGAUGCCUCGAAAGGUCUGCCAAAGGUCAACAUCCUAUGCGGACAUCCAGAACUCGAGGCUGAGCUAUUCGCAGAGUCCAUCAGAUGCGGAGCAAAAGGCGUAGUCCUAGCCGGCAUGGGCGCAGGAUGCUGGUCCAAAGACGGAGGCAAAGCCAUCAGCAAGGCGCGGGAAGAAGGAGGUAUAAUCUCGAUAAUCGCGAGCUAUCGAACUGCGUACGGCUUUGUUGAUGGUGCGAACGAGCUGUAUGGGUUGGGGGAGUGGGCUAUUGGAGGGGGGUUUCUUAACCCGCCCAAGUGUCGCAUUCAGCUGCAGCUUUGUCUUGCGACGGGUCUGGCUAUGGGUGAGAUUCGAAAAGUUUUUGAGGCGCGGUGA